Molecule: messenger RNA, 1358 nt
Organism: Serinus canaria (Common canary)
Lineage: Eukaryota; Metazoa; Chordata; Aves; Passeriformes; Fringillidae
Product: osteocalcin-like
Exons: 5
Coding region: 134-535 (133 amino acids)
Biological process (GO): regulation of cellular response to insulin stimulus; bone development; response to vitamin K
Cellular component (GO): extracellular region
Molecular function (GO): calcium ion binding; structural constituent of bone; hydroxyapatite binding
Source: RefSeq, a predicted model, not a curated record
AACACAAGCCAGAUCCCUGAUCUCUCCAAGAAAUCACAGGAUAUAAACUGCUGCCCAAAAGCAAGCCCCGGAGAACUUCAAUAACCUCCAGGAAAGCUCUGAGGUUAGGGAGACCAGCAUAGCCAAAGAAGACAUGAGGAGUCUGCUGGCACUGCUGAUCCUGACUCUGGCCCUGGCAGCACUCUGCUGUUGUGAGAAAGAUCCCAAAGAGCCCUCAGGAUCUCCCAGUGCUGACAGCAUCAAGAUUAAAAAAGAAGUUGCCAAUGCCUUUGUGAAGAGGAAAAAGAGAGCCAGCCCUUAUGAAUGGUACCUGGAGUACUACAAAAGCCCGAUGGAGCAGAUGCAUGAGCGCUAUACUGACCAUGGGAAGGUCCUUCUGCUCCUUUGGCUUGGAACACUCCAAACCCCAGGGGAGAAAGAAGCUGUGCUUGGGAAGGAGGGAAGGAAAGCAUCUGGACUGGCAUCUUCUUCUGUUGUGUCCCAACCAGCUGGAACACCAAGGCAGGGAUUAUCCCACUUGUUGAGCUUCUAUUAACUUUCUUCCUUCCAUCAAUAAAGUCUCUCUUCAGACAUCUUCUGUGGUAUUUUGAGCUUCAUCAGAAGACUCGGUCUUAUUUCCUUUCACCUGAAUCCCCAGCACACAGUAUGUGGAAAAUAGGGAUUAGUUUCAAAAAAAACACUGCAUGCCUUAGAAACAUCACUAGAUCUCUUACCCUCUUCUGCAAAAUACAGGAGGAUUAUGGAAGAAGAAUGUCACAGUGUGUGCAAAUGUGAUGGAUCUGAUCCUGGGAUUCUCGCUGUGAAGAAGGAAGAACACCUGCCUCCCAUUCCAAUUAGUGGGAAAGAUCAGUAUUUUCAUGUAGAAUAAUCACAUUAAAUAUGCAUCACAGUAGGAUCUUUUGCAAAGAUAGAAGUGUGCAAAUACUCUUGCAUAGAUAGCAAUCAGCUUCUGGUACACUCUUCUGAUUACUCUGUCAUAAAAUUUGCUGUAUAGCAACAAUAAAUAAAUCCCAAAAGUUGUCUUUAAGGAGUCCUUUUAAAUGAGCCCAGCAUUUGUGUGCUGCUUUCUGUGACUGUAAAAAAAGACCCCAAAUUCUCUUGGUUUUUCUGGUUUUUUGGUUUUGUUUUUUUUUUUCCCCAACCAGCAUCUAGUGAAACUAAAAAUACCCAGCAGAACAAAAAAAACCAACCAACCAAACAAGCAAAAAAACCCCAAACAAAACCAACCAACCAAACAAACAAAAAACCCAAACCCCCCCCUAAAAAAACCCCAUCUUCUCCUCUGUUACUUUUGCAUUUAUGCUUGAAACUAGAAGUACCUAAACAGCUAAAAAAAAUAAAUCUAAAAAAAAAAUAAA